Molecule: messenger RNA, 3225 nt
Organism: Cylindrotheca closterium
Lineage: Eukaryota; Bacillariophyta; Bacillariophyceae; Bacillariales; Bacillariaceae
Source: the annotation of a GenBank genome assembly
AUGGCGUCCAAAUCAUCGCUAACCUACAAAAGAAUACGACCAACACAACAACCAUAUUUCAGGUUUUUUCAGUCGGGAAACAACAAGAUCCAAGAGGAAUCAGUUACCUCUAGACGGUUGGAAUCCUUGCGCUAUUUUCAUUCAAGCCAAGAUAAUACAAAUGGCUCCUUGGGACCUCGGCAAACGUUUUCUACUGGAACCCGAUGGCAUUCCUCCAAUCAUCGCAACAGACGAGGCAACAAUCGACGAAACAAUCAUAGACAAGAACCAUCAUCUUCUCGUGCCGCUGAUCGUUUUCAGAAUCAUAACCGACGAGACAGCAAACCUUCUCCUGCCACACUAUUAAUGGACCAAUGGGAAACUUCUUCUUCUUCUUCGUCUGGCCACCAAUCAUCAAGCUACAAUGCCAAUGUCCAACGCAAACGAUUCGAAGAACGACAGGUAGCCUUGUGUCAGGCCAUUGUCCAAUAUCGCAAUCAAUGGUUCGAACCAGACGAUUCCAAUAUUGCUACCGAAUGGAAACAUGCCGUUCAAUUUCAACAUCCCACUGGAGCUGCAGGACCAGUCACAAAGCAAAAGUUGUUGGAAACCGAAGAAUUAUUUGGUCAGAUUUGUACCCUCUGUCAUGAUUUCUUUGUCACGACGGCACUAUUGGCCGAAUCGGAAUUGACUUUAAGUUCCACAAAUGAUCUGGACACAAAGCAAAAAACACAAUUGCAGCGUCAAUUGCAACAACAACAGGAUGCCAUUGAUAUACUGACUACUGUCUUGCCCUUUUGGGAAACCAUGAGAAAGGAUCGCGCCAUUUUGGUUCAACAAGUCUUGAAACAAGAGCCAGCACCAGCAUUGACGGAAACGAAUAAAGAGCUAUUAUUGAAUGAUAAUCCAAAGGGUACUGGGAUGAAGGAUAGAGAUGAUGAUAAAAAGUCGGUGCCGCCUCCUCCAGAAAAGCAAGAAGAAGGAGGAGGGAAGAAUUGGGUGGCUUGGAUCAAGUCCAUGGUCGUGGGAGAUGGUGGUUCCAACGAUCCUUCCAUGGUCCCCGUCCCCUCUCCUUCUACUCCAAUGGCAAAGAAAUUGGAAGUUUCUUCCUUGUCGGCUCAUGAUGAUGUCCAAUUCGCCCCAAACCAUUACCACUACAACAAAUUGGUGGGUCGAUUGUACUUUUCAUAUCCACCAUUGGUGGCAUUCCAAGCAUUUCAAGACGAGGACGAUGAUUUGGGACAGGACCUGAUGGAUGUGGUGGACGAAGAAGAUGAAAAUGAUGAUGACGAUGAUCUAGACAUGGAUCGACGACAAACUCGCAAAAUAUCCAAACCGCAGUCACUACCGGAUGAAGAUGCCAAACUGGUCGCCAUUCUAGAGCAACGAGCCAGCCAAAUCCAACGCAUCUUUGAUCAAGUUCCCAAUACAGUGCCAGCGGGCAUGGGUGGAUCUACGGUCCGAUCGCCAGUCUUGACCGACAAGAUGGUGCGAUUGUUGAUUCGAGCCUAUCAAGAUACCGCCACACUCGAUGCAGCCUAUCAGACAGAACAAGUCUACUACAGGUAUCCUUCCCACCGAAGAGGAUUGCUGUGGUAUGUUCUCAUGAGUUAUUUGCAAGUGACGGAAAAGGAUCCACCGCCUCGCUCUUCGUCGUCUGGUGGGGAGAAUCCCGAUGCCAUGGGCUUUGCCCAACAGUUGCGCAAAUCGCCCAAGAAGUUUUCUCCCAAGUCGGCUUCCCUGGCCACCAAGAGAGUUUGCGAACUUCUUUCCAAACAAGUCCAGCAGUCCAAUAUGAAUCCGAAUGAGCUGCACAGUUGUGCCACUAUUGGAUUCCAAUGUUUGGCCAACAUUGCCGUGCCCUCGUUGGAUCGGUACUAUGAUCGCGUCCAUGCCUUGGCCACGCUGAAAUUUGGAGCCAAAACCUGGGAAGCCUUGUUGUCCUCCAAACCAAAUAUUGAAACUCUUCAACAACAAUUGCGUCCCAAGGAUUCGGUUUCCAUUCAGCUCUUGAUUCAAAUCUUUGCCAAGAGCGAUGGGGCCAUGAUGGAUGCGGAAGAUGUGCGCAUGGAGAAGGCCAAGGAUUUGUUGGAUAACAUGUGGAAAUGCUAUUCGAUUUCGGAAUUGCAAGAUUCGAUUGAACGAUCCACCUUUCACUCUUUGUUGGAUGCUUUGAAUAAGCGACGGAAGCGAAAAAAGAAGGCCCAGGACGUGACACCAUUUGUCCGCACCAAAACUGGAGAGACUGUUUUUGACAAUCAUGAGGAUUUUGACUAUGCCUUGACCUUGUUUGACAAGAUGGUUACCCAUGAAGUCUGGUACCCCAAUGAAGAAACCUUUCAUCACCUCUAUCGUCUGGCCGAAUAUGGACCACAAGCCGAUGAAGUCUCGAUCCGAUUGGAACUUUGUCGAGCAAUCCUUCAGGAAUACCCACUCUCUCCAUACCUUGCCUCCAAACAUGCCUUGAGAGCUUGGAGCGAUACAGCCGAGAAACGGCAUUUGGUGUCGGAGGAUAAAAGUCCCACCAAUGACACCUUUGGCGUCGACGACGAAACAGCGGCGGUCGCCAUGGAGCGUGCCUUUCAAAUCUUCCAGCAACUUCAAAUGUACUCGAGCCCAUUGCUCUACCAGAAUGCUCCUCAAAAAAUUUCUCACGUCUACAAUGUCAACGAUGUACCCACCUCCCUGUCGUAUGGAUUGGUCUGGCAGACUUGCUAUUCUGUGGCCCAGAAUGCUUCGGCUGCCACCAAGAAACGCGCUGUGGAAAUUGCCACGGCCAUGUACCGCUUGGCCGAGCAGAAGGAACCUAGAACGGAAUUGCGUCCCAAGUCCCAUCGCAUGUUUCUGCAGUGUCUUUCACUGAGUACCAAUGACCAAGAGCGACUGGAAUUUGCCCAAGAUGUCUUUACCAAGGCCCGUCAGACCAACAAUAGUAGCGGUAGUGGCAGUGGUAAUCGCAGCAGCAGCAGUGGUUCUGCUAGUAUGGAACCCUUGCUCUUGGAAGCCUUGUUGGAUUGUUUGGUCAACCCAACUACAGCCUCGACGACCCAACAACAGCAACAACAACAGCAACAACGCCAAGAACUCAUUGAGCAAGUUUACAACGAAGUGGUGAGUGCUCAUGACAUGCCCGUCAUGAGUGAUCGCUUUUUGACCUUGCUUGGACGAGUCCAUCCCGAAUUGCACAAGCGUCACAUUUCCGAUCAUCAUCAUCAGCAGCAGCAGCAGCAGCAAAAGAAGGAGUAG